This is a messenger RNA of Rhinolophus ferrumequinum (greater horseshoe bat), 1013 nucleotides long. RefSeq names its product natriuretic peptide C (gene NPPC). The record is from RefSeq and is a predicted model, not a curated record. The transcript has 3 exons. Gene Ontology annotation, biological process: receptor guanylyl cyclase signaling pathway; cGMP biosynthetic process. Gene Ontology annotation, cellular component: extracellular region. Lineage: Eukaryota; Metazoa; Chordata; Mammalia; Chiroptera; Rhinolophidae. The coding region runs from base 127 to 504 and encodes 125 amino acids. Gene Ontology annotation, molecular function: hormone activity; hormone receptor binding.
CACCCAGCCGGCGCCUCGCAGCUCUGGGACCCGCGUCGGCACCGCAGCCCCGCCAGCCUGCUCCGCGCCCGCCUACGCGCCUGCCCUUGCUGCCGCUGGUGUGCGCCCCUCCACCCCGCGGGCACCAUGCACCUCUCCCAGCUGCUGGCCUGCGCUCUGCUGCUCACGCUACUCUCGCUCUGGCCCUCCGAAGCCAAGCCCGGGGCGCUACCGAAGGGCCCGCGAACUCCGCAAGGAGAGGAGCUGGCCGUGUCCCACGCUGAGGGCGGUGGUCAGAAAAAGCGCGACAAGACUCCCGGAGGCAGUGGCGCCAACCUCAAGGGCGACCAGUCGCGAUUGCUCCGGGACCUACGCGUGGACACCAAGUCUCAGGGGGCGUGGGCCCGCUCCCUGCAGGCGAACCCCCCCGCGCGCAAGAAAAAAGGCUACAAGAAGGGCAAUUCCAAGGGCUGCUUCGGCCUCAAACUGGACCGAAUCGGCUCCACGAGCGGCCUGGGAUGUUAGUGCGGCGACCCCUGGCGGCGGAUUGGGAACCUGCUCCGUUUUGCUGAGGUCACCCUGGGUCAUCUGGAAGCACCUCCAAGGCAAUGUGGCUUUUACAUUUCUUUCUUUCCCCCCCCCGCCCCGGUAUUGGGAAUACACAACACCAGCUGUUUUAUUAUUAUUUAGGGAGGGGGGUAUGAUUUUAUUGUUUGUUUUUUUGAAAAUGAAAAAUAAAAAGUUAUAUAUUAUAUAUAUAUUAUAUACAUGAAACACACACACCUACACCGGCGUGAUGACAAGCGACAGUUUUUAAGAGACUGACAAAACCAGCUGUAAACAUUGCUGUUUGUAAAUUCGUGUCAUGCAUAAAUGUAUUUAUGUUGUAAAGCUAUUUAUAUUGUUUAUAAAGAGAUAUUUAUAAAAAUUUUAUUUAUGUAACUAAAUGAAAGAAGUCAAUCAUUGUAAUGUUUUUGUCUUAACUAGUUGAAAAAUGUAAAAAAAAAAAAGUCAUUCCAUGAACAUCGUGAAAA